CACGUCAAAAUGGUGGCCACUAGGACGGGAGUACGCGUGUACUCUGCAACGAGAGAAAACACGGACGAAUGCUCCGGUGUUCCAGCCACACCGUCCAUCUGUCCAAGAACCAGAAGUGGUGCAAAUCAAGGGCAGACUCCUGCCCAGGAGAAGGCCGGCAGCCAGCUGGAUGAGAUGUCCUCAAUGAGAAGAUGCAGCCGGGCUUCCAGACGUCAUAGUCCAGAGCAGCCCUCCACCUCUGUGGGCUCCUGCCAUGAAGUAGAUGUGUCGGACCUGGACUCCUGCGACUCUGCUGUGUCUGACACCGAAAUUCCUAUCACAUGGACACGAGGGAGGAGGAGACAGCUUCUUGUGCUGAGUCAGGAAGAGGAGGAGACGCCAGAGGUGGAAUCGUGUCUGUCAGUGGUGUCCGCUUUGAAGGGGGACCGUAGCACACACCGGAGCACAAGAAGCAUGAGGAAAAAAAUUCCGGAAAGCUCUGAUCCUGUCCACGCUGAGGUGGGUGAUGUAGAAGCAGAGUCCUGUGGCUCUGUAAUGUUGGACUCCCAGAGGGUCACCAGGAAUGAGAGGAGAAGCGCUUGCACCAGGUCAUCAGCUAAACAGCAGAAUGAAGACCUGGAGGCCUCGGAUGCAGACAGUUGCACAUCCAGCAUACUGGGAGGCGAGGUGUCCAGCCCCACCACCAGCAGAGCUACUAGAUAUGGGAGGCGUGCUGCCAUUACACAACUUAUCCCCGUGCAGUUAGAUGAAGCCUCCGAAGGCUCCCGGUCUCCUGCUCCAAGCAUGCAGAGGACCAGGGCUGCAAAAGCGAAGGUGGCAGCUUCUGUCAUUGUCAAUGAGUCCCAGGCCUGUGACUUGGACGGGCUUGAAUCUGUGCCCAGGGUGACAGAGCAGAGGAUGACUCGUAGCCGAACCAAGGCCAAACAUCUGGGUCAAACGGCAGCCAUGGACUCAGACUCUGAGCUGACGGAAGUUCAUUCUCCACAGUGCAGAUCUGGCUCGGCGCAGGACAGAGGGACACCCUGCAGCAGCCGUAAAGGUUCUGGGAGCAGUGGCCGAGCUGUUCGGGCCACCAGGCUCUCAGCCAAGGCUGUCACUGGUACCCUGGAGAGUGUUGAGGGCAGGCGGCCAGCUGUAUCAACGCCCAUCAAGCCGAGUGCCCUGCUGCAUGUCCGGUGUCAGAGUGUGUUGGAACCGGCUGACGAGGGCGAUGAAUUGAAUGGCUCGAAGUUUGAAGGUAAAGUGAUUACUGAUCCAGACUGCAUGAUGCUGGAGGAAGAUGCAACGCUAACUUUACAAGAAGAGGAUCAGGAAAGUAGUGUGAUGGGUACAGAACCCACAGCAACCGAUAUUACACCGGAAGAGGCUGAAGUGGUAGAAGUAGGGCAUCGAGGGAGUGUGAUGGUAUCUAUCACUGCCUCUCAAGUGUCUACAGACACAACAGAAAAGGGAACAGGAGAGGCUGGAAUGCGUGUAGAAGAUGAGACGAACUCCACAGCAGAUCCCCAGGUCUCUCUCAGUCACUUUGUAACGGUGUCAGAUCCUGCAGUAACAGCAGCAGAUCAGCAGAGGGAGCCGUCUACUGAGAAUGCAGAUGGCGACGCCUCAGAGAUGGAACUGAGUCAAGAGAAGCCAUCAGCAGAGCCAUUACAACCACAUCAAUCAGUUACAGUGGCAAUAUGUGAAAAUACUGCUACCGCUGAAGCGACAGAAGAGACGAAAGAAGAAGAGCCAGCCACAGACAUCGGCGAUGCGGGCACCCACACAGAUGCCCUUGCAUCACAGACAGAAAAGCUGCAAGAUGAGCUUUCAGAUGGGGCUGCUGAAUCACUGCCUGAUGGAGAGGAGGAAAUGGAGGUUAGCACAAGUACAAAAGCUCAGCAGUUGGUUGGCUCAAGUGAAGUAUCACCUUCCCCUACAGAGCCCGAAUCAGUGCAGGCCAAGGCCAUUAAGGUGACGUCCAGCCAGGACCAGAAAGUCACAGUGGAGCCCAGUCCUGAACAGAAUCCCAAAAACUCAAAAGGUUUUUUCCAGACAACAGGAAUCAGCCUGCUGGACAGCAGUGACGAUGAGGACAAGGACAUGGACAUGGACUUGGAUGAAGAUGUAGAGCGGAAUGAGUGUUCUGGAGAGGAAGAGGAGGUUGAUCAUGAAGAUAUGGGGGUUACAGAGGACAAGGGAGCAGGGCCCUCCAGGAAGUCCGAGCUGGCUGCUGCAUCAGUUGAAGGACUGUUUAUGAUUGACAUGCGGCCCGGGCAAGAGGCCAAUGAACAGUAUUACUUGGAUGAUCUGAAUGAGAAAAGGGGGCUCCUAGAAGAAGAGGGAAUGGAGCAAGAAGAGGAUGAGUUUGUGGAUGAAGAGGUAGAUGAUGAUAACGAUGAUGAAGAUGCACAAAUUCUCUUCUCGAGUAGAAAUCCUCAACAGAAAGAGUUGUCCAGCCGUAUUGACCCAGGCCUCAGAGUGAAGGAGCUUGGGGGAUUAUAUGUCAAUUUUGAUGGCAGCAAAUCAAAACCUGUCUCCAGCUCCCUGGAAAAACUCCAAGAUGAGGUGAUGAAGAAGAGUGUGAUUGGUCCAGACUUUGAGAAGAAGGAUGCUGUACCUCCAUACAUUGGAUCCAAAAAGGCCUUAAAAUUGAAACACAAAGCUGAGAGAGAGAAAACAACAGGAGACGGUUGGUUCAACAUGAAGGCCCCUGAGCUGACCCAGGAGCUGAAAGGAGACCUCAAACUCCUGAAGAUGAGAGGCUCCUUGGACCCCAAGAGAUUUUACAAGAAGAAUGACAGAGAUGGCUUUCCUAAAUACUUCCAGGUUGGUACUGUAGUGGACAAUCCAGUGGAUUUCUAUCAUUCCCGAAUUCCCAAGAAAGCGAGGAAAGGGACCAUGGUCGAGGAGCUGCUGGUUGAUGCCGAGUUCAGACGCAACAACAAGAAGAAAUACCAGCAGAUCAUGGCAGAGAAAGCGGCACAUGGAGCUGGCAAAAGGAACAAGAAAAACAAGAAACUCAAGAUGAAAUAAUUCUCAUGGCUUUAUUAGACAGGCCAUUUCUUUGAAGAGU
Lampris incognitus (smalleye Pacific opah) is the source of this 3055-nucleotide messenger RNA. It is a transcript of the gene dnttip2, whose product is annotated as deoxynucleotidyltransferase, terminal, interacting protein 2. Gene Ontology annotation, molecular function: RNA binding. Gene Ontology annotation, biological process: RNA processing. The record is from RefSeq and is a predicted model, not a curated record. Gene Ontology annotation, cellular component: nucleolus. Bases 10 to 3015 code for a protein of 1001 amino acids. The transcript has 7 exons. NCBI's taxonomy places the organism in Eukaryota, Metazoa, Chordata, Actinopteri, Lampriformes, Lampridae.